Molecule: messenger RNA, 2628 nt
Organism: Crotalus tigris (Tiger rattlesnake)
Lineage: Eukaryota; Metazoa; Chordata; Lepidosauria; Squamata; Viperidae
Gene: UTS2R
Product: urotensin 2 receptor
Exons: 2
Coding region: 562-1689 (375 amino acids)
Biological process (GO): neuropeptide signaling pathway; blood vessel diameter maintenance; regulation of blood pressure
Cellular component (GO): membrane
Molecular function (GO): urotensin II receptor activity
Source: RefSeq, a predicted model, not a curated record
CAAACAUACUUGGCUCUCCCCGUCUCUUUUCUGCACACCCAUUCCAAAUGCUUUAAGCUUUUGGGUCCCAGGCUGAUUCUUUUUCUCUGCAAAGACCCUUUAGUCACAUUCCAGCCAAGUCUGCUGGGUGUUUUUUUUUCUCCCCACCCUUUAUUUUAUUUUAUUGCCCAAGAGGAAACCUCAUCAACUGGAUUUCACUGAAGUCAGAUGCCCAGAUGGCCAGAGCUGGACUAACGAUGAGUUGAAAAGAAACAAAUGAUGAAGCAGCCAAACAGCCAUCCCCCCUCCCCCAAAAACCUGUCAACUACUAACAAGCCUGGGAAACAAGGAAAGCCUAAGAAACAAAAAAAGCUACAGCAUUAUAUUAUUCUGCCUUACAGUGUUCUUUCUGCCCUUUCUCUAAAAUAAAUACAAGGCUGAAGAUCACAGAUGUUUCUGACAUUUCAGCAGAAAUUAAUCUCAGCUAAGCAGUACUUCCUUCCAUUCCAUCUUCUCUUCAAAGAGUCAAAUAUUGCCUGUUGCUGAUUGCUCAAGGCAUGUAAAGCUAGAACUUUUAAGAGAAUGGAUGGUACUAUCUCCUCCACCAUUAGAGUGGCCAUAGACACAGAAACUGGCAGCCUGUUCAGAAGCAACCCUAAUAUUUCUUCCAACAACACAUGGGGUGAGGCUUUCUCUGCCAACUCUUUGGAGGACAUCAUAGCUACCUGCACCAUUGGGACCAUCCUGUCUCUUAUGUGCAUAAUUGGAGUGACUGGCAAUGUCUACACCUUGGUUGUGAUGUGCCACUACAUGAGGUCCUCUGCCUCCAUGUACAUCUACAUCAUCAACUUGGCCCUAGCAGACCUGCUCUAUCUUCUCACCAUUCCUUUCAUUGUGGGGACUUAUUUCAUCCAGGAAUGGUACUUUGGAGAUACAGGUUGCCGGAUCCUUUUCAGCUUGGAUUUCCUCACCAUGCAUGCUAGCAUUUUCACUUUGAUGGUGAUGAGCACAGAGAGAUACUUUGCAGUGCUGAAGCCUUUGGACACUGUGAAGAGAUCAAAGAGUUAUCGGAAAGCAAUUGCCCUCAUUAUCUGGGUAGCAUCUCUGCUUCUCACCCUGCCAAUGCUGAUCAUGAUCCAGCUGGUGCAAGGGGAAAAGAAUAUCUGCCUACCCACCUGGAGCAAAUUGUCCUACAAGAUCUACAUCACUGUCCUCUUCUGCACCAGCAUUGUUGGCCCUGGUGUCGUUAUUGGGUAUCUCUACGUUAGACUGGCAAGAACCUACUGGGUGUCCCAGACCACUUCCUUGAAGGAAACCAAGCGACUGCCCAACCAAAAAGUCCUCUACUUAAUCUUCACUAUUGUGCUGGUCUUCUGGGCCUGCUUCUUGCCUUUCUGGAUCUGGCAGCUGCUCUUCCAGUACUACGAGCCUCUUCCCAUGUCUCCUAAGGCCACUAGGAACGUCAACUACCUGACCACCUGCCUGACCUACAGCAACAGUUGCAUCAACCCUUUCCUCUACACCUUGCUGACCAAGAACUAUAAAGAGUAUUUGAGGAACAGGCAGCGUUCUUUUCACAGCAGCCGCAACUACUUUCAGAGAAGGAACCGAUUUCAAAGGAUUUCUGGGAGAUCUUUGUCAACAACCAGCCAGCACUAUACAGAGACAUUUAUGCUCCCACACAUUCCAGGGGGAAGUAAUAGCCCAUGAUGAAAGAAGCACACUUCUAAAAUCAACUCUCAUCAAAGUCAGAAGAAGAAACAAAAAAGCAUUACAUUUGAAAGGGAGGGAUUCUAAAAGAGGUACAUGCUGGGUUUAGAGUUUUGAUGAUAUUUGUCAUCAUAGCAGAUCAGGAAAAAAGUUAUGUAUUCCAUAUACUCCGUGAUAUAUCAUUCUAAGUUUUGCUUCCUGAAAUUUUAUUCUUCAUAUUGUAAACUGUAUUCACUCAAGCGAAGUUAUUUCGGAGAUAAGGGUAGAAAUAAAAAAUGUGUUAAUUUGUUUUAUGGUUAAGCUGGUAGACAGGUGGCACCUUUGUGGAAACUGAAUUUGAGGGAAAUGCUUGACUUUCUACAGAAUUCAUACCAGCUAAAUUUAGAUAUAGGCACUAGAAUCACGGACACGUGUUGUCCAGCAGAUUUCUCAGGACUGACAGCUGUGAGUCUUGUGGAUAAAACCACUUCAUGCACACUUACACAUUCAGAUUUGUUUGCCUUUUACCCCUAGCACAUUCUUCACUGAUCAUAUCAAGUAGGGCACUCUAUGCUUCAAAAAUAAUUCCAAAUACAUAAUUUGGACCCAAGGAAAAAGUGUUGUGACUGCUUUAUGGAGCUGACUCAUUAAUGUUCAUAUAACUCUUAAAGCAGUCCCACCUUAGUGGAUUUUUUUCCACAUAGAAGUUUCACUUCCCCUCUCAGGCGUUAUUUUAAUGAAUAGUAAAACGGUCCAAAAUAUUUCUUCCAAAGAGUUUUUCUGAAGCGUGCAGAGCUCUAAUAUCAACUAUUAUGUGGCAAUAUUAUAAAUACAGGUAUUUAGUCCUCAGCUUACAACCACAACCACAACUGAGCCCAAAAUUUCAGUUGCUAAGCAACACAGUUGUUAAGUGAAUUUUGCCCCAUUUUACGACCUUUUUUGUGGAGGUUGUUAAGUGAA